ACAACAUUGUUCUAGCUUAUGGGCUCACUCGUACUAAGUAUUACUUAUUACGUUGCUCACGUCUAGACAUAUUCUAUUUAAGUUCCAGAAGGCAGUCGGUCGCGUUACUCUGUGGACUUAUCAGUGACCUAGUGAGCUAGUAAUCAACCACAACGUCUCCAGACUCUAUGGACUCAUCUAUCGUCCCCAUUUGGUUCAAUACGGACUAUAUUCAGGACGCAUUGCGAAGUUACCUCAGGGAUGGUGCGAUCAAAGUCGUGAGCUACAAAGCGUCCCCCGCCUCUGCGAGAGGUGAUAAUUACGUUUGUAUUUUAUCCCGAAUCUCCGUGGAAUAUAAGAGCAACUCAAGCAAGGACAUCCAAUCGGGAAGCUACAUAUUAAAAGCUACUUUAAAUAGUGAAAGCAGUUGUAAAGUGAAAGCCGCGUUCGAUAGCUAUGGUACCUACGAUCAUGAAAUAGAAAUGUAUCAUACACAGUUUCCUAAGAUACGAGAUGUGUUGAAUAAAAUUGGAUAUUGUAAGGACUUGGUCCCGAAGACCGUGAAAAUUGACCACGAACAUCAAAGCAUUUUUUUGGAAGACCUCAGUGCCAUGGGUUACAAAAUGGCCAACGUGCGCGCAGGACUAGAUGAGAUCCAUGCGAAAGUUAUUCUUAAGAAAUUAGCUGAGUGGCAUGCAGCUUCGGCUGUCGCUAACGCAGGAAGACCUGGCACUUUCAGAAACUGCGAUAGAGGAAUCUUUAACAAACACUCGAAAGCGUUCGAUUCUUAUUUCAAUUUGAAUUUCGAGGCAUGCGCUCGGGUCGUAAGCAGUUGGGAAGGAUAUGAGGCUUAUGGUGGAAAAAUGAUUAAGUUGCUACCACAUUUCACGGAAUACGGAGUACGAGUCAUGGAGCCAAAAGACCAUCAUUUUAACGUUUUAACUCAUGGUGACUUUUGGUGUAACAAUGCAAUGUUUAAGUAUAACGAGAGUAAUCAACCAGUUGAUGUUAUCCUGUUUGAUCUGCAGUUCUCUAUCUGGGCCUCACCAACCAUCGACCUCCACUACUUCUUCCACACAUCAUUAAUGGACGACCUUCGAUUUAACAACACAGAAGAGUUUGUGUAUUAUUACUAUCAGAACCUAAGGGAGACCCUCCAAGUCCUGAAGUUUUCUGGAAAAAUUCCGACUCUACAUCAAAUCUGGGUUCAGUACGUGGAGACAGCUUUUUAUUGUAUUUAUUCAGCAGUGAUUGCCCAGCCUUCAAUGAUCAAUGAGGAAACAGAAGAUGCGUCCCUCAACUGUCUAAUGAAGAACGAUGAGAGGUCCAGAAGGCUGAGAAAUGCAAUGUUCAAUAAUGCGCGGAUUCGCAGAAAUUUACAACGUUGGUUGCCCGUGUUUGACAGGCGCGGUUUGCUUGACUUACAAGCUUAGGAUUUUUAAGGACAAUGUUAAAAAUUGAUUGUACUUUUGUUACUUAACAAUAAAUGUUUACCCUUUUGUUCUGGAAGGAAUGCGAACCUGUGAA
Hermetia illucens (black soldier fly) is the source of this 1506-nucleotide messenger RNA. RefSeq lists its product as uncharacterized. The transcript is spliced from 2 exons. Lineage: Eukaryota; Metazoa; Arthropoda; Insecta; Diptera; Stratiomyidae. The coding region runs from base 168 to 1412 and encodes 414 amino acids. The record is from RefSeq and is a predicted model, not a curated record.